UUACUCCAGCAGAGACUUGUACCAUGUUUGCGAGGCGCCGAGUGACGUCACCAGCAGUGUAGACAGUGUAAACAUUACCCAAAAGUCUGCCAGAAAUAGUGAAGAUACUGGACCAAGAAGUGUUACUGGCCUACACAACGGCUGAGUCUUCAUCAUGGUGUGUGAAAAGUGUCAGAAAAAACUCGGCAGUGUGAUUACUCCAGACACAUGGAAGGAUGGUGCCCGCAACACAACUGAGAGCGGUGGACGCAAGAUAAAUGAGAACAAGCUUUUAACGAGCAAAAAAAAUCGUUUUAACCCUUACACUACUAGAUUCGUCGAGUGCAGAAUCUGCCGGACGAAGGUUCACCAGGCUGGCUCCAACUUCUGCCAGGGCUGUGCUUACAAGAAGGGUAUUUGUGCUAUGUGUGGCAAGAAAAUACUCGACACUAAGAGCUACUGUCAGUCAUCUGCAUAAACUAUAAUAAGAUUGUCUGCAUACACGAGGAACUGACGUGAAAGAAAUGACUCGUAUCACUUGUUUCAAUAAUGAAUGAUGUGUAGUUUUAAGGUGUAAAACCUGCUUUCUGUAGUUUGUAUUUUGUCAGGUAUAGAAAGAAUGAAUGAAAGAGAGCACAAAAAUGGUAAGGCAUCUGGACUGUUACGCUGGCGUAGGAGAGAUCUGUUAGUGGCACAAGAGUGAAAUGAAGACCAGGAAACACACUUGAGGGGAACUGUAAAUAAUAAUGUGAAGAGUGUAACUGGGUUAUUUUACACCUGUUAGUAACUCAGGUAUGUGUCUUGAACUGAUGUGCAGAUGUUAGGGAUUUAUCUUCUUAGUACUGGACUGUGUAUGAAAGUUGAAGAUAUGGUGUGUGUGUGUGUGUGUGUGUGUGUGUGUGUGUGUGUGUGUGUGUGUGUUUAUAUGGUAUAACCUUGGAAAUCUGGCACUAUUGGGGUCUAGAGCCUGUUGGACAGUUUUACGGUGGUGGAAUUUAAAUUUUACUGUGCAUUUAUGGUGAACAAUAGAUACCCGGGACAUGCUCAUGGUAGGCUAACCUUACCGGGCUGUGAGGUGUUAUGGUUACAUUUUAAUCCAUCUGUCCGGACGAUCUUGAUAUUAUUUCCAGUUAGCGUAGUUAGAGUUUUGGUUUGGCUAAUUUACGCUUAUCUUGUUAUCAGACAAUAACAGUUUCAGUUGUGCUUGUUUCACCUGUAAGUUUCACAAACACACACACAAACUGAACCCCCGCAUUACGGAAUGGAUGUGUUCUUGAAGAAAAGAGGAAUUCUGAGUUAUUACUGUACAGUACUUGUGUUCCUGCCACAGUUGUGUAACACUGCCAUUAAGGUUUCUUUCUCUAUCCCUGGUCCCCUCCACACAGCAGUGGGACACAAGUAAACAUCACAGAUACACUUUGAAUGUUACAACGUAUAGUAUGAAACGUAAUGAAAGUUUUUCUAGAAAAUAUUAAUUUUCUCCCAAAAAAUGUAGAUAAGUUUUAAUGGAAACUGAUUUAGGAUAGUGAGACAUUUCCUGGGACUUAAAACAAUUAAGAUUAAAUUUUUUUUAUUGUAAAUAAAAUCUUUAAUAUAA
This is a messenger RNA of Homarus americanus (American lobster), 1576 nucleotides long. RefSeq names its product cysteine-rich PDZ-binding protein-like. Gene Ontology annotation, cellular component: dendrite. The coding region runs from base 155 to 457 and encodes 100 amino acids. The transcript has 3 exons. The record is from RefSeq and is a predicted model, not a curated record. NCBI's taxonomy places the organism in Eukaryota, Metazoa, Arthropoda, Malacostraca, Decapoda, Nephropidae. Gene Ontology annotation, biological process: cytoplasmic microtubule organization. Gene Ontology annotation, molecular function: microtubule binding; PDZ domain binding.